Oncorhynchus keta (chum salmon) is the source of this 619-nucleotide messenger RNA. Its product is annotated as apolipoprotein A-I-like. Lineage: Eukaryota; Metazoa; Chordata; Actinopteri; Salmoniformes; Salmonidae. The transcript is spliced from 5 exons. The record is from RefSeq and is a predicted model, not a curated record. Bases 1 to 483 code for a protein of 160 amino acids.
AUGUGCCAGAAACACAUUGUUGAAGUCUUUCCAGAAAAAGACUUUGACAUUGAGAUGACAUUAGGUCAACCCAGUAACCCACGCAUUUGGACUGAGGGGCUGAGGUCCAUGUCCAAGACAGCACACACACAUCUGAUCAGGGACCAUACCCCCCAGCCCUUCACCAUGAAGAUGAAGCUGUCCGAGAGCUUCGACAAGCUGCACGAGUAUACCCAGACUGCUUCCACUUCCAAUCAGGUGUGUGAAAAGGUGAUGGCUGAUGUUGAGAAUCUCCGCACCAAGCUGAAGCCCAAGAGUGAGGAGCUGCAGCAGGUCCUCCAGAAGCAUGUUGAGAUGUACCGCGAGAAGCUAGAGCCCAUCUUCCAGGAGUACGUGUCCCUACACACCGCUGACCUCCAGAGCGAGCUGGAGCCCUACUUCGAGGACCUGAAGAGCAGGUUCAUGACCUUCUAUGAUAUCGUCGCCACAGCCAUGAAGGCAUAAAAACCUCAGAUCCUGGUCAGACACACACUCCUCACAACAAGAAGUGCCGAGACUCGCACACACUGUAGAUUGUCUCCACGUAGUGGCCACCUUCACAGUGUGAUUCCAUCCACAUGGCCCGUGUCAUGCUUGGUGA